Molecule: messenger RNA, 1248 nt
Organism: Gadus morhua (Atlantic cod)
Lineage: Eukaryota; Metazoa; Chordata; Actinopteri; Gadiformes; Gadidae
Gene: skic8
Product: SKI8 subunit of superkiller complex
Exons: 11
Coding region: 177-1094 (305 amino acids)
Cellular component (GO): Cdc73/Paf1 complex
Molecular function (GO): protein binding
Source: RefSeq, a predicted model, not a curated record
CAUACUAAACCAACGAAGAGGGGCCGAAGAAGAAAUAGCGGAAGUGCUCAUUUGUUGUCAUCAUGGCGCCUCCUGUGUAAUUCUUGGUGUAAACUAUCUGCUGAAUUUAACUAUACCGUUUAAACGAUUUUUUACAAAGGUUGAAUUCACUGAUUCUGCGACUCCCAGAGAACACAAUGAGCACCCAGUACAGCAUCCUGUUCAAGCAAGAACAUGCGCAUGACGAUGCAAUCUGGACGGCGGCAUGGGGCCGUAGCGAGGCGGACAGCACAGAUACCAUCGUCACCGGCUCUCUGGACGACAUGGUGAAGGUGUGGAAGUGGUCGGACGAGAAGCUGGAGCUCCAGUGGAACCUGGAGGGCCACCAGCUGGGCGUGGUCUCGGUGGACAUCAGCCACGACGGGGCCAUCGCCGCCUCCAGCUCCCUCGACGCCCACAUCCGCCUCUGGGAUCUGGACUCUGGCAAGCAGAUCAAGUCCAUGGACGCAGGCCCCGUCGACGCGUGGUCUGUGGCCUUCUCCCCGGACUCGAAACACAUUGCCACGGGCAGCCACCAUGGCAAGGUUAACAUCUUCGGAGUGGAGAGCGGCAAAAAAGAGUACUCGCUGGACACCAGGGGAAAGUUUAUCCUCAGCAUCGCUUACAGCCCAGAUGGAAAAUACCUGGCCAGUGGAGCCAUAGAUGGAAUCAUCAACAUCUUCGACAUCGCUACUGGCAAACUACUCCAUACGCUGGAAGGUCAUGCCAUGCCCAUCAGAUCUCUCACCUUCUCCCCGGACUCCCAGCUGCUCGUCACCGCCUCCGAUGACGGAUACAUAAAGAUCUAUGACGUACAACACGCCAACCUGGCAGGCACUCUCAGUGGCCACGCCUCCUGGGUCCUCAGCGUGGCCUUCUCCCCCGACCACGCCCACUUUGUCUCCAGCUCGUCGGAUAAGAGUGUGAAGGUUUGGGACACAAACUCCAGAGUGUGUGUCAACACUUUCUUCGACCAUCAAGACCAGGUUUGGAGCGUCAAGUACAACAACACAGGCUCUAAGAUCAUCUCUGCAGGAGACGACCGCGCCAUCCACAUCUACGACUGCCCCAUGUGAACGGAGGGGGACCCAUAGAAAAGCAAAACGCAUGGCUUAUUUGGUAAAUCGAAACAAACUGAAUUAUGGGGGGGGGGUUGAUGGUUGUUAAGGAAGGUUGUAAAGCUAUUUUUCACUGGCCUGCUUUGGUCAAAUAAAACUUUUUUUUUCUAUU